GGGUAGGUGAUAGAGGAGGUAGGACGUAGGAGCCCGCCAGCCGCACUGCGCCACUGCCGCAGGACGCAGUCAGUGUUCAACAAGCUGGGACCAUCAGUUGUGUGGCGUCACGCGUCGCGAGAAGUUGUGCCCGCCUUUGCUGGAUCAUACGAUACUCCAACAUACCUUCAUAAGUCAAGAUGCCCGGCCAGUGUCCUCGCUGCCAGAAAGCAGUGUAUUUUGCCGAGGAGAAGAUCGUCCUUGGUCGGCCUUACCACAAGAUGUGCAUCAAGUGUGCUAACUGCAACAAGUUGUUGGACAGUAGCACCUUCACUGAACAUGACGAAGAGAUGUACUGCAAGAGCUGCUAUGGCCGCCUCUUUGGACCCAAGGGUUAUGGCUAUGGAGUUGGGGCCGGUGUACUCUCCAUGGAUGAUGGAAGCAAAUAUCAGAAUGGCCCUCCAAGAUCCAACAUUCCAGCCACUAUGGAGGCUUACAUAGCACCCUUGAAGGAACCUGCUCCAACAACUAAGCCAGUCCGGCCCAAGUGGGGUGGAGCAGAUUACUGUGUCAGAUGUUCAAAGCAAGUGUUUAUGGCAGAACGUAAGAUGGCUGCUGGGGGAGCUUGGCACAAGGCUUGCUUCAACUGUCGUGAAUGUCAUAAAUGUCUUGAUUCCAACUCAGUUCGGGAGCGAGAGCAGGACAUCUACUGCAAUCCCUGUUAUGGAAAGAACUUUGGACCUAAGGGGUACUGGGGAUGGUCCUCUGCAAAAGUGUCUUAAAUCAAGCUUCACUUCCCAUCCAAGUUGUCUUUUACCCAUGUUAAGUAUUAUGACAAGUUCUGUAACUCUGACUUGCACGUGUUUCUUGACAUUCAAAGUUAAUAAAGUUAUAUAUUAUAUAUAACAAAUGCAUGUAAAACAGGACAAGUAAAUUUUUGUAUGCCAAUAAUCUUUUUAGUGGUGUUGGAAAUGAGAUGCAGUAUUUGUGUACUUGCAUUAAAUUUUCAAAGUAAAAAUUAUUACUAUGGGGAUUAUUCGUGUUCCUAUUGGACAUAUGAAAUAUCAACACAUAAUAAGUUACUGUUAUUACGUCUAAUAAGAUAUCUAUUUCAUCAAUAAAAACAUUAAAUAAUGUUUAUUCCAUGGUACCUGCUUUUUCCAGUGUUUAAAGAGGAAUUAUUCACCAGUUGAUGUUUAGUUAACAUAUCAAAUUUAUGAAGUGUAGAAAUAAGGGCACAAGUUGUCUUGAUAACUGUUAUUGUAGGUUGACAUGUAAAAGUUAGUUUUACAAAAUAUUGUUUUUGUUUUGACAUGUAAAACUUGGAUUAGGAACAAGUCUUUUACAAAAUAUUGUUUUUUGUUUUGACAUGUAAAACUUAGAUUAGGAACAAGUCUUGUACAUCCUGUCUUGUGUUCAUAACAUUCCACUGUAGCUACUAUGCCUGUUAUUCCUUUAUUGUAACUCUUUAUUGUCUAUGGUAAUGGUCAGUUUUGUGUAAUCUAUUAAGUGAAGUAAACAUAAGUAGUUAUCAAAUACUAAAAGGAAGCUUGAACUUGCAAAUAUAACCUAAAAUCCAUGCAUGUAAUUGGUAACAAUCUAACAAAACAAAAAGAAAAAUCAUAUGUAUGGAACUAAACGGCCAGCCUUAAAAAGCUUUCACUAUAUUUUGUCGACGUUUCAGAAAUCAAAUUGUUGUGGUCGACGUUUCGGAAAUCAAAAUGUGUUAUAAACCCUUUGUUAUGGUGUGUAAAUUUUAUUGUGCUUCUUUGUCACAGAAUGUUUACUUGCAGCACUGAACAGAGUUUACAUUGGAAGGUAUCCAAUAGUACAUUGUCAUGAAGCACAAUCAGUUUUAUUCUAUUUCCAUGGUGCAUAUUAGUCUAAAAUAAAUAUGAUUUAUCAAAUUCA
Messenger RNA from Portunus trituberculatus (swimming crab), 1890 nucleotides. RefSeq names its product cysteine and glycine-rich protein 1-like. Bases 180 to 761 code for a protein of 193 amino acids. Gene Ontology annotation, cellular component: cytoplasm; nucleus; Z disc. Lineage: Eukaryota; Metazoa; Arthropoda; Malacostraca; Decapoda; Portunidae. The transcript is spliced from 6 exons. Gene Ontology annotation, biological process: sarcomere organization; muscle tissue development. Gene Ontology annotation, molecular function: actinin binding; structural constituent of muscle. The record is from RefSeq and is a predicted model, not a curated record.